Molecule: messenger RNA, 2232 nt
Organism: Rhopilema esculentum
Lineage: Eukaryota; Metazoa; Cnidaria; Scyphozoa; Rhizostomeae; Rhizostomatidae
Source: RefSeq, a predicted model, not a curated record
UUUGAUUUUCUGAGCAUUCGCCAUUUACCAAGGUCAGGUACCCGCUAUUUUGAUCGCUUUUUGUUAUUUCUUUGUCUCAAUCUUGAAUUCUUAAUGCGUGAAAUUCGUGUAAAAACAAAAUGGUGAAUGGAUAGUAUAAAGACAAAGGAUGGUACUUCUUGCAAGAAUAUACUUCAAUAGAAAAGAUGAUUUUGACCCAUCAUGAAGAAGCGCUUAAAUAUUAUUAUAUUGUUCUUCAGUACUAUUUUGUUGCCCGCACUACCUAUAGAAGAUUCUGAGUCAUCUGCUAGCAAAGGACCAAAGUUUUUGGAAUAUUUCAACUUCCUGCAAAGCGAUAAUACACUCCUUUCAAGACGGAAGCGGAUAUCAGAUCUGGUCACAGAUAACGAUCAUAGAUCCCAACAGCUUCCUUCAUCAGAGUACGCUGGAGACCAAAGCCCGUCAACUGUCACAGAAAGAAGCGUUGAUGCAAACAGCCGCAACUCAAAGGUUGUCCUACCAAAUAUAGUAACAAUAUCGUCAAAUGUCGUCCCAAAUGAUGAUGACGAUUCGGGUGACGCAGAUCAAGCAGAAUCCGGCAAUAAUGCAAAAAAUUUUAAUCCCAAUGAGAAAGUGAUCGUUGACUCGGCAGAUAUUUUGUGGCCUAAAGGACGCUACGGUUUGCCUAGGACAAUCCAUGGAUGCCCAGUAUCAAAGGGAUUUGUAUGGAAAGAAGGCUAUCGUUAUCAUGACACCGAAGAUGAUGGGACUGAAAACGAGCAUUCAGACAACUUCCAUCUUGCAAGUAACUUCACUGAAGAUGGAAUCCGUCAUGAAUUUUGCAUUAAAGAUUCCGACAUUGGUGACAGCGAAUGGCCUCCUGGAAAAUAUUGCAUCUACAAAAAAGGACCCGAAUGUCCAGGCUCCAUGAUCGAAGGCUUUGUUAUCUGGGAUGACGAGAACACUGACAACCAAAACGAACGUGGAGGAGCACUGCCUGAAGGACUCUACUCUGACGAUACGAAAAUAUAUUUUUGUUGCCAAACAGAGGGUGCCGUGAACAAACCAAUUGAAUUGCCGACUGAGAAAGACUUUUUACUAUUUUCUUUCCAAUCUACUAAAUGCCAGAAGGUUCGCAACAUGAAGUCAUCAAGUGAAUUUUUGAAAUUCGAUGAUGAAGACCAUGGCAACAUCGACUACGAGGGAGGAGCUUACCCUUAUGGUAUACACAAAGCUCAGAAGGACCACAUGCUGUUUCUAUGCUAUUACGAACCAGAUAAUAAAGCAUUGUCUGGCAAAGCAAGGCCGCUUCAAAAGGAAGCAAACCGCGGUCGAGAGCACGGAGAAAACGAUGCGGCCAGUGAAGAUCAACGAGCUCUCCAGAAGUCGGAGGAAAUGAUGAAGGCAUUCCUGACAGCAACAGGGGGCGAGGAAGAUGAAUUGAAUAAAAGUGAAAGGACUAGAACGAUAAUUAAAACAAUAAAGGUUCCUGUAAAGAGCAAAAGCUAUCCCAUUGCCAUAAUAGUUGGUCUCGUGUUGGGUGGAGUAGUGGUUAGUUCAACGAUUAUUGUAUUGGCAAAGUACAUUGUGAACAGGCAGUACAUUGACCAAUCAAGUCUGAAUAUGGUCGAAACAAACUGGACACAACCAGACGGAUCAAAUAUGAUAGACGUAGAAAGUGACGACGACUUUUCAAUGGGUGGUUCCGAGGUCGGUGAGAACGAAAUGGACGAGCUGGUAGAAGAUCAGCUUUUACCGGAUUCUGAGUUAAAAACCGGACUUGAAUUGAUGUUUUUGAAGCAGCAAAGACAUUACUGGAACCAAAGACAAAGGAAAGACCGCCCAAAAAGUCAUGAAAUGUAGAGUAACUGUAGAGAUCGCUUUGAAUCAACUGUAACUAAAAGAUUACAAGUUUAGUUUGGUAGAAGUGACCUUAAAAUUCAUCUAAUGUAUAAGGUUUAUGUAGGAUACUUAAAUCGUAUUUAUUUGGAUGUAUAUGAAUACUAUGAUGAAGAACGAUUUAUAUGAAAUAGCCAUAUUUGCUAAUAGAUGACACAAAUGCAUUAACUGUCUUAUUGUUUUUAAUGGUUUCUUUGGAAUAGAAAAUUAGUAUUCUUUAUAGCAUGUUAUUGUAAAUAAUACUAAGUUGAUAUGAUAUUUGUCAGAGUACUGUCCAGAUCGUAUUUAGCGUUUUUCGUAAUUCUGUAAUGGAUUACUUUGCUGUCUUUAUGGAUUAAAGAAAUACCUUGGAAA